AGUAAGGGAGUCUCCUCUCCUCAUCUCAGAUUUGACACAAACAUGAAACAAAGGCAUGAAUAAAGGUGAGACAUUAGAAAUACAAGUGAGAUUUAGAAAGCAUGUACGAGAGUUGACUACCGUCCUACACCUAAAGACAUUGGUCUCUUUCACACUUUCAGUGGCCAGUGCAUAGUGGAGAAGAAUGGAUUUAUCAUGUAUGUAUGAGUGCAAAAACUGGGCCGGAUUAUCAUAUGUUGGUCGACAUAUGUAUGAAUCAAAAUUCUAAAUUUAAAGGCUGAGAUUUUUCUUUCUUUUUUUUUUUUUUCUUUUUUGCAAUGAAAAAUAGGUAUGUAAAUCCUACGUCACCGUAACUUUGUGUCCAUGGUGUUCUGGACGUGAAGCCAAAUUGCCACUGAACGUAACAAUGCAGUGUUUGAGAAUAGAAUAGUCGACUGCGUACGUGAACAGCGGCAGGGUAAUGUAAGAGGGUGCCUGCCUGCUUGCUUGGUUGGCUUUGGUUCUUUCGGCAAUAGCCAAGUCCAUCAUCACCGCCACGACCACGAGGUGGUGGACCUUUUCUUUUCAUUAUUUGUGUUUACCCGCAAAAAGAGGAACUGACCGCGUUUCCGUUCCGUGCAUUUCUGCUUCCAAUCUUCUUUUCUCUAUUUUGAUGAUUUUGUUCCUUUUCUUUCCAAUAUUCAGAAAACAAAGCAAAAUGCAAAGAAUAAUGGCUCGGCAGGAAAAAGAGGAAACUGCCAUCUUCUCUCGAACCCUGCAGCAGCAACGACAACUGGAAGAAGAAGAAGAAGAGGAAGCCCACCACCACAACAAUGUUCAGGAGAGAGAGGAAGAAGACGAAGAACGAGAAGAGAAGGAUCUCGACCUCUCAUUAUCGGACGAAUCUGGAGUCCCAUCUCAGCCCACCUUCUCUUCUCGGGUGUUGUAUCUACUGGGUGAUAAAACGGCAGGUCCAGCUUAUCGGUUCAACCAAUGGCUGGAUUCGGUUCGUAGGCGCAGCGGCAGAUAUCGCUCUUCCGGCUUUCCCAACCGUCCUCUCCAAAGGAUCGAAAUUAUGCCCUUGAGUGCAGGGGAACUAAUUUUGGAGUCAAAAAGUUUGUUGCCCUCUGAUCAACCUCCAGAUAUCAGCUUGUGGGAAAGACUUGGGGCAGCUGCCAUGUUGGACAUUGAAUCAAGUGAAUUUUCUUGGGAUAUGCUUUCUUCACUACACCAUACUGAACAUAGUAGUAGCACUGAACAUUCUGAAGAUGAAACAAAUAGAGCUCUUGAGGUCACUGUGAAUUCUGGGGGUGUUGUUUUCUUUGCCCUAUUCAGCAGACCUGGAAAUGAUGACUCCAUAAAAGAAGCAGCAGCUGUAAUAAAGAUAGGCUCUUCGAGGAUGGCUACACAAUCAGAGCGACUAGGUUAUGAAUUUGCAAAAUGUCUAGGAGUUCGAAUUCCACAAGCUAGGGUCAUUCACAAUUCUAGCCCAGAAUGGCAACAGAUCAAAGAAGCUGCAGAAAAAGCAAAAGAUGCAGCAAUUUCAGAGAAUGACGAAGUUGGUGAAGUGACGUGUUCAGAGUUGUUGGAGGCUCUCGAAUUGAGCCGCUGCCUUCUUUUGAUGAACUAUAUUCAUGGAUCUCCUUUGCUGGAAAGCUUGAAUGCAUUUGAGCCAAGGGAAUCUGCUGGAAAAACAGCAGCAGCUCUUGGCAGGAUAUUGGUGUUGGACCUUGUCAUCAGAAACGAAGACAGGCUUCCUUGCCGUCAGCUUGGUUGGCGGGGAAAUUCCACAAAUCUACUUUUUUCUGAUAAGGCACCCCCUGUAGAUGUGGAUUCAGUGGAAGAGGCUUUUGAUCCUAUGGCACGACGAUAUAGGCCAAGAACAAUUAUGACACUUCAAAAGGAAAGAAGGGUCAACUCUGCAAAUAUGAAACUAAGCUCUCAUAACCCUGAACUGAUAUCUCAGAGCUCAGAUGUUUCUGACUUCAUGGAUUCUCCCAGAUCCAGUAGCAUAAGCCUUAAGAGCCUAAGAUACGAAGAUGCAAAGUUCAGUAACUGUCAUGUUGUGGUGAUUGACACUGGCAUUCCUCGCCGACCACCUGUUGGAAAACGCACCAACGACCAAACAAAUUAUCCUAAGUUGGUUGAACUUAUUCUCAAUAGUGCUGAGUACUCCUCUAGCCUUUUAUAUGAAAUAACAGGUGGAAAACUGGGGUUUUCCUUACCAGAAGAGGCUGAUACACAAGUUAAUUCGUCUUUAUUUGAUAUGGCUACAUUUGUCCAUGAAUUCCGAAGCGGGUUCCGUGCUGCUCUCAGGGACUUGCAAGGCUUUCAUAUUUUUCUUCUCACACUUCAUCAGAAACUGGAUAUCCUGUUACGAGCUUUUCUGUCUGUCACAGAUAAAUUUUUAUCAGGGGAUUUUGACAAGGAGGAUAUAGGGGUUUCUGAGUCACCCACACAUGCAAUUGGAGUCGGUGUUCACUGUUUUUCCCCUGUUAGUAAAGAACGGUGUAUAAAUGAGACACAUACAGAGUUGAGUGAUUCAGAAUUGCGGCGAACAGCCCCGAGGACACCAACUUCAGGAUACAAAGAAAAUCCUGACCAAGCUUUUCCCAUCUCAAGAGAAGGUUGGCAUGGAAAGUGUAGAGGCAGAGGAGAGUCCCAAAGAAGCCUUCUGUUAGCAAAACUUCGUGACUUCAACAAAUUUGCCAAGUUGGAUGCUGAACUAAACAGAGAAUUGGAACAAUGGAAUGAAAUGAUUAGGUCAGAUGCUAUUAAACUGUGUCAAGAGAAUAAUUUCAUUACAGGAUUUUUUGAGGGGAGUGAUACCAAUAGUGUUGUUGAUGCAUAUGAAUUAAAGGUCCGUCUUGAGCAUAUUCUUGAGAGGAUUGCCAUGAUAUCUGAUGCUGCAAAUACAGAGAAGCCAUCUUCAAUCACAAGUAGUAUGUUCAUUGGUGGGGCCCUUGCUGCAAAAUCCAUUUACACACUUCAGUAUUUGGGCAUCACACAUAUUCUGUGCUUGUGUUCAAACGAAAUUGGUCAAUCAGAUUCUCAGUAUCCUGAUCUUUUCGUGUACAAGAAUUUCUCUGUAUGUGAUGAUGAGGAUUCUAACAUCAGUAAAAUUUUCGAAGAAGCUUCUGAUUUUAUUGAUUAUGUGGAAGACAUAGGUGGGAGGGUUCUCAUUCAUUGUUUUGAAGGGAGAAGUAGAAGUGCCACAGUGGUUCUUGCUUACUUGAUGCUAAAGAAGAACUUCACUUUAUUAGACGCAUGGAAUCUCCUAAAAAAAGCUCAUCGCCGAGCACAACCCAAUGAUGGGUUUGCAAGGAUCCUUAUGGAACUUGACAGGAAAUUGCACGGAAAGGUUUCCAUGGAGUGGCAGCAAAGAAAGCCAAUAAUGAAAGUUUGUUCAAUCUGUGGAAGGAAUGUAGGGCUGAGCGGCACCUCUCUCAGGCUUCAUUUGCAGAAGUCACAUAAGAAACUCUCAUCGAGGAGCGCGGAUAGUGCCAUGACCAAGGAAAUACAUAAGGCUGUUAAUGUAUUUAAGAUGAGCCGCAGCGUGAGCAUCAGCCCAAUUCAGAAGCAUUCUCAUUCAAUCAGUGAUGGUUGCAAUCCAUAAUGUUGAUGUCCUUCAAUCUUUGGGAAGUGUUACCAGAUGCAUGAGACUAACCAAGAACUAGUAUGAGUUGCACCAAUGGAUAUAGUCAGUAGUACCCUCAGGAGAUAAACUAAUCUUCACAUCCUGGCCCCUGCCUAGGUACCAUGCAGUAGUAAGAGAGGGAAUUCAGAUUAAACCAUCAGUUUGCCAUUCAUUUGCAUUAACGGAUUUUAAUCAAGUAGGCUAAUAUUGGGGAGUGUCAUGGCUUCUCUACUGAAUACUGUAGGAUCAUGGCUCAUGCAUAGCCAUCUUUGAAAUAACUGAACUGAUGGUGAUGUCCUGAUAUAGUAUUGUAUGGUCUUCAUUCGUGA
This is a messenger RNA of Nelumbo nucifera (sacred lotus), 3945 nucleotides long. RefSeq names its product dual specificity protein phosphatase PHS1-like. Lineage: Eukaryota; Viridiplantae; Streptophyta; Magnoliopsida; Proteales; Nelumbonaceae. Gene Ontology annotation, molecular function: phosphoprotein phosphatase activity. The record is from RefSeq and is a predicted model, not a curated record. Gene Ontology annotation, biological process: response to abscisic acid; cortical microtubule organization; protein dephosphorylation.